Molecule: messenger RNA, 582 nt
Organism: Ctenocephalides felis (cat flea)
Lineage: Eukaryota; Metazoa; Arthropoda; Insecta; Siphonaptera; Pulicidae
Product: apolipoprotein D-like
Exons: 5
Coding region: 1-582 (193 amino acids)
Molecular function (GO): pigment binding
Source: RefSeq, a predicted model, not a curated record
AUGUUUCGAGUGAUAUUUUCGAUUUUCGUGUUUUUUAUUCUCCGAGUAAGAACACAAGUACCUUCCUUCGGUGAAUGUCCGGACGUACAAGUUGUACAAGAUUUUAAAGUGGAUGAGUAUUUAGGUAAAUGGUAUGAAAUUGAGAAAUAUUUUGCAAUCUUUGAACUUGGUGGAAAGUGUAUCAGUGCUGUAUAUGGCAAACAUCCAAAUGACACAGAUGCAAUAACAGUUGUUAACAAGCAAAUCAAUCAAAUAUUUGGCACCUCUUCCCAAGUAGAAGGUUAUGCAAAAUUUGAGGAUCCGAGCAGCACAGAGGCGAAAUUGACGGUGACAUUCACUUCUCUUCCAGUUAGUAACUCAGGAAAAUAUUGGGUUUUGGGAACAGAUUAUGAAAACUAUGCCGUGGUUUGGUCUUGUAGCAGUGCAGCUUAUUUGAAUGGACAAUUUGCUUGGAUAUUAGCAAGAGAACGAAAACCAUCAGAAGAAAUUUUGGAGAAAGCAUAUGCAGUCAUUGAGCAGAACAACCUCAGUAAAUUCUAUUUAAUGAAAACGAAUCAGGAUGAUUGUCCAGAAGAACAAUGA